GCUUUUUCCCGCGCGUCACGUGACUCAGCCGAUAAGUCAAAACAAAUAUCCUAACCUCUAAUUUGUCAAAAAGAUCCGGAGUUUUAUUUGUGUGUGAUAUUGAUUACCUUUAAUUUUAUACUUACAAUUAAGAAUGCAAGUAGGAAAAGUAGGCACACUGUUAGUCAACAAUUUUCGCAAAACGAUUUAUCAUGGACAAUUAAGGUUGAUGUCGAGCAAUACAGUUGUCAAGUCAUUACUUUACAAAGAAUAUGGAGAACCUGCUGAGGUCAUUCAAAUAACCACAGAUUCUCUUCCAUCACCCGGUGAUAACCAAGUUGCUGUGAAAUGGCUUUACUCACCUGUGAAUCCGGCUGACAUCAAUACCAUACAGGGCAAAUAUCCUAGUAAACCACCUUUGCCUGCAGUACCAGGCAAUGAAGCUGUCGGAGAAAUAGUUGCUGUAGGUCCCAACACAGAGGACUUAUGUGUAGGUGAUAGAGUUGUUCCCAAUGGACUCAACAAAGGAACAUGGAGGACUCAUGCGAUAUACAAAUCUCAAGAAAUGAUCAAAAUCAAGAAAGAAAUGGAUACAGUUGAAGCUAGUAUGCUUAAUGUAAAUCCUUGUACAGCAUAUAGAAUGUUGAAAGAUUUUAUACCUUUGAAGACAGGUGAUACUGUUAUUCAGAAUGGUAGCAAUUCAGCUGUAGGACAAAUGGUAAUCCAAUUGUGUAAAAUUUGGGGUAUCAAAAGUGUGAAUAUUGUUCGAAAUAGAUCUGAUGUACAAAGCUUGAAGGAUCAACUUAUGGCAUUAGGUGCUUCUGUAGUAUUAACAGAAGAAGAAUUAAGGACAACGGAUAUGUUCAAAAGUAAAAAGUUACCAAAGCCAUUAUUGGCAUUAAACUGUGUAUGUGGUAAAAAUGCUUUGGAAGUUCAAAGGCAUUUAGGUAAUGGUGGUAUCAUGGUUACAUAUGGAGCAAUGUCAAGAGAGCCAUUGACAAUUCCAGCUUCAUCUUUGAUUUUCAAAGAUGUUAGCUUCAAAGGCUUUUGGAUGUCAGCAUGGACCAUUAAAAAUGCAGAAUCAGCAGAGCGACAUAAAAUGUACGAUGAGCUACAAGCCCUAUUUGUAGAGAAAAAAUUGCAAGCUCCACCACAUCAAUUAGUUCCAUUUAAUGAAUACCAGGUAGCUGUCAAUAAUGCCCUCGCGCCCGGAGGUCAAAAGAAUGUAAAGUACAUUUUAGAUUUAACAAAGGGUGUGUAAAUAUAUUUUCACUUCUCUAAAGCAGAUUAUUACGAGAUUAUUAGCAAAAGAAAAUCAAAAAACUUGUUCAAAGUUUUACUUGAUUUUAAUAAAAAUAUUGAAAAAUAGUCUACCUGUGAUAUAAAAACAAUUUGUAAUAUUAGUCAAGGCUAGCAUUAUCUAUGAUGAACGAAUAAAAAUUAAUUUUUUAAUGUUUUGUAUCCAUAUCUUACAAUUGAAAGUCAUUUAUUCUACGUUGUAUUUUAAAAUUAAUUACUUUUACAUUUUAUUUAAGCUUCAUUCAAAAUUAUAUCUAACCAUUAUUUAACGCUAAUUUUAGUGUUAUCAGCCCUUAUGCAUAUUUAAAAAAAUAAUAUAUUAUCUAGAUAAGCGCCUAUGACUGCUUUCAGGCAUAGGAAAGGCCAUAUUCAAAGUUAACUUUUCUUCCUUCGUGGGAACACCGUAUUUUUCACCCAACAAGGGGCAUGAAAGAGCUUUUUUCAUGCAUGAAAUUUUUUAGAUAAUCAUGUAUUUCAAUUUCGUAAACCAGAAUUAAAGAAAUGGGUCCUCAGAUUAUGUAUUAAAUAAAUUUUAAAGUAUG
Molecule: messenger RNA, 1820 nt
Organism: Nasonia vitripennis (jewel wasp)
Lineage: Eukaryota; Metazoa; Arthropoda; Insecta; Hymenoptera; Pteromalidae
Product: enoyl-[acyl-carrier-protein] reductase, mitochondrial
Exons: 5
Coding region: 134-1240 (368 amino acids)
Biological process (GO): fatty acid metabolic process
Cellular component (GO): mitochondrion
Molecular function (GO): trans-2-enoyl-CoA reductase (NADPH) activity
Source: RefSeq, a predicted model, not a curated record